AUGGACGCGAUAGCCUCGAUCGUCAUGCCGGCACACUCUUGGCUGACCGGGAAGAAUCCCGCCGGCGACAUCGUCCGCCUCGAGAAGCGAGUCGAGCCGCUCACGAAGGCCCAGAAGGACGCCAAUACCAAGCAGCGCAUGAUACUGCACCUUGUCGAUGACGACUCCGCCCGCGCUCUGCACGCAGCCGCACUCGAGUACCAUGCGGCCUUGCCGCCCUACCUCGAACAACUUUGCGACGUCGACUUGGCGAAGGACGACGAGAAGGCUGAGGUCUCGGAGGCGAAGCACGACUGGGAGAGGCUGAUACAGACGGCGACUGGGCUCCGUGAUGAUUGGUUCAAGCGCGAGACGCGCAAGGGUCAGCUUCCUAGCGCUUUGCUCAUGCAGGAUCGCCUCGUCUUGCACAUCAUGGAUCUCCUGCGCAGCCAAGACGACCUGCGUUUCUUCUUUCGGAAGCACGGCGUCGACACAUGGGCUCUGCUGCUCUGGACCGCGGCGCGCGAGAUCAUCAAGAACCGCCCGUUCGCCAACUCUCCCUCCAGCCAGUUGUCUGCCGGCACGAGCUGGCACUCGAGCGUGCAGACAGCGGUCGCUGUGUUCCGCCCUUUCCUCAUCGAAUUCGAAGCUGCUGCGCCAGAAGGAACGACCCCUGUCGCAAGACUCUUCAAAGAAUUGGGCGCCAGCAAAGCCACCGCACUCUACGCGCCAUCACAAUCGGCGUUCGCUUGGGAGGGCACUCUCGAGCCGGCGAAGGAGGACAGCUUGGAAGAGCAACUUCGCGAGAUCUUCUUUUACGCCCGCGUGAUCUGGAAAUUCGUUGACUGA
Messenger RNA from Rhodotorula toruloides NP11, 828 nucleotides. RefSeq lists its product as uncharacterized. The transcript has 3 exons. Lineage: Eukaryota; Fungi; Basidiomycota; Microbotryomycetes; Sporidiobolales; Sporidiobolaceae. Bases 1 to 828 code for a protein of 275 amino acids. The record is from RefSeq and is a predicted model, not a curated record.